Corticium candelabrum is the source of this 1034-nucleotide messenger RNA. RefSeq lists its product as uncharacterized. The record is from RefSeq and is a predicted model, not a curated record. Lineage: Eukaryota; Metazoa; Porifera; Homoscleromorpha; Homosclerophorida; Plakinidae. Bases 264 to 1034 code for a protein of 256 amino acids. The transcript has a single exon.
UGGAAGCUAGCCUAGACUACACUGCACUGGUGUACUAGAACUCUAGUAAAACCGUUUAGUCUGUGUAGUGUCAGUGAACCGUACUGAUUAGAUGAUGUAAUUGAAACUACAGCUUCUAUAUAUACAAAGACACUAUAAGAACAGAUCAGAUCAGACCGCGAUCGCGAGCUAGCUAACUAGUGCUUACUCUGAAGACGUGAUUUUUUAAUUUGCUUCUCGUCCAAUGGAAACGGAAACAGACCGAGAAGACAACAACCCAGAGUAUGUACGGUCUCCAAGGAAGCAUAGGGAACAGAGGCGUGUAUCUAGAAAUGUUGAUACUUGUUGUUGAAACUCCAGCAGCAUCUGCAAAUUGCGGUAAUAACUCUCAGUUGGACAGAUCGCAAAAAAGAGCAAGCAAACGUGUUGAUGUUCAAUUUCAAACGGAUCCCAGUCUGUGCAUUAUCUGCCAGAAAGAAAAACGAGGUCGAGCAAAGAAAGACAGCAAAGACAGACGUCGUACUGAAAAGCUGACAACUUGCACAAGUCUUCACGGUACACUACACAAUGCUGCAACUUUACGAGAUGACCAGCGACUGCUGGUAUACCUUGUAGGUGGCGAUGAUGUAGCUGCAGAAGUGAAACACCAUAGGAGUUGCUACCAACAAUACACAAAUAGGAAAGAUCUAGAAAAACUAAUAGACACCGAAGAAGAGCAGUCUAGUCCAUAUGAGACUGCCUUCAAGAAUUUGUUGCAAGAGAUUCAAGGUCCACUACGUAGAGGUGAACUGCUUGUCACUAUGCCUGCUAUGUGUAACCGAUUUAAUCGGUUAUUGGUGGAGCAGGGAUUAAGCAAUCCACAAUAUCGUACAGAGAAAUUGAAACGCCGCUUGCGAACACACUUUGCUGAAGAAGUUGUUUUCUAUCAAACGGAAGAGCUAGGAAAACCGUGCGUUUUGUACAGUGCUCACUUGCCUCUGAUUCGUGUAUCUGAACUGCUUCAAGAAGUUCUGGAUGAGGCUACUGGCACUGAUACUGAUGAUGUGACGGUGUAA